Mitosporidium daphniae is the source of this 1284-nucleotide messenger RNA. Its product is annotated as major facilitator superfamily permease. NCBI's taxonomy places the organism in Eukaryota, Fungi, Microsporidia. Gene Ontology annotation, cellular component: membrane. The record is from RefSeq and is a predicted model, not a curated record. The transcript has a single exon. Bases 1 to 1284 code for a protein of 427 amino acids.
AUGUCGCUAAAUAGCAGAUUUUAUCAAAUGGCUUCUUGUUUUGAAAAAUACUUAAUUAGGCACAAGAUCUUUUAUCUGCUUCUCGGAUUUCAAUUCUACGUUUGCUAUUACUUUCGUGGCCAGUAUUUCAAGCAUGUUCUCCACAUUAAUGAGAGCAAGUUUGCUGGCUUUUCUGCUGGCAUUUCUCUGCUCACCUUUUUUGCCUCUUUUUUUUGGACCCGAAUAGCCGAUCGGUACGAAAUUCACAAAAGUAUGCUGCUUGUCUUUGCUUUUCUCUCUUCUGCAGCAUUUUCUGCCCUAUCUUUCAGUGGAUUUUCCGCUCCAACAUGCAUGACCCUCGCUGGCCUUUAUGUGCUGUUUGGCAUGGCUAUGCCACCCCUUGCUGAUAAGAUUAUUUUGGACGACCUUGCUGCAAAAGGAUUAUCCAAGGACCUUUAUGCAAGACAAAUGGUAUUUGCCAUCGUUUCCUACGGGGUCGUUACACUGGGAAUUUCUUAUUUUAUUCAUCUCUGCGGGUAUCACGUUAUUUUUCCCUUUCUUGCCAUCUUUACUGCGUUGUUUAUGGUGUUUACUUUUUUUUUCAUGAAUGUACCCAAGGGCGAUCAUUGUGCUGCAAAGGAAUGUGGGCGUGCAACCUCAAUUCAAAUUCCGAAAGGAAAGUCGAACGUAAGCCUCUUGAGGCAUGUGUUCAACUUGGACUAUUUGUUCUUUCUUUUCGUUAUUCUGGCUAAUGGAUUUUCGCGUUUCUUCAUGAGUUUUUUCCUGAAUCUCUAUUUGACUGAAACAGUUUCGAUGACGCCAAUCCAAUCUGCAUGUUCUGCCAUUUUUGGCAUACUGCUUGAAAUAUUCAUGUUCACUCGGGCAAAAUUUCUUCUAAAUAAAGUUGGCAUCUAUUGGAUGCUGACUUUGGGGCAACUUGCCAUGGUUAUUCGGCUGUGGAUGUAUUACAUACUACCGUCCAAAGUUGAAUAUCUUUAUGUCUUUUUUAUAGUCGAGCUACUCAAAGGCACCAAUCUGGGGUUUGUCCAGCCUUCGGCCGUUAAACUUUCAUCAAUGUAUGCGCCAAAGGGGCUUGAAGGGACCUUCCAGGGCAUAUAUUUUGGUGUGUUUAGCGGGCUUGGCGGAUUUCUUGCCGGACUGUAUGCCAAUCGGUAUUUAACUGACUCAAAUUUCAAAAUUCUGCUUUAUCAUGUCUCCAUGAUCAUGACAAUCGUUCUUUUGCUAUAUAUUUUAAGAUACAUUGUUUAUGAAAAGUUUAAGAAGCUCAAAACCAUUCCAAAUUAG